CCUUCGCGGUCGUCGGCUUUACCUUAUUUGGUUUAGUACGACCCCACCUUCUACACCUCGCGCAAAUCGGACUCUAAACACGAAGUGUUGGGGCAAAAAGGACAUCCUUUAUAAAACAUUUUAAUUUUGUUUUAUCAUCCCCGCGAAUUCGACCCUAAACACGUAACUUUCCUAGCGAAAUAGAUACCCUUUUUUCAUUAUUUUUGUGUUUUUGACACCCUUAUCACGUUACGUACGUAACGUGCCCUAUCGUGAAAAAGACAUCCUUUUUACGUGUUUUUUUGGUCGCGCAUGGUAUCCACUCGUCAAUGUAAGUGGCCCCCCCGGGAUUUUUCUAUCUUGCAAACACUUUGGCUUCAGUAAAUAAAAUUGUUGAUAACACAGUGAAACUAAAUGAUUUCAACACUUUCCAACUCAGACUUAGUAAUAACAUGGCCGGCAAAGGAAGCCAAGAAUUUACUCCAGAUGCUGAGCUGUCAGCGAUCUGUAACAAGCUGUGGGAGCUAGAUGAGAACAGACUGGAACCGGGAGUAGACUACGAGAUCGAUCUUCAAGGCUAUACUUCCUACGGUAACAAAGUUGAUCAAGCAAGGGAUCCUCUGUUUUCCAGAGUGGAUGAAGGAGUACUACAGAAACCAACCUUUAAAGCUUUUAUCAGCCUUUUGGACAACUAUACAUCCGAGACAGGAGUGUCAGAAUGGGUAACAAGUGAAGAAAUUAAAGAGAACCAGAUAUUUAUUGACAGAAUCAUGGAAACAAAGGUAAUGCAGCUUGCAUACAAAGUGCUACUAAAGAAGGGAAAGAUAUCUGGAACAGUAAGGGAUUUCAAGCAUGACUUGUAUGACCUCUGGUUUAAACUAUACAAAAGAACAAGGGGCAGGGAGAAAGCCGAUUCUUCAGGCUUUGAGCAUGUAUUUGUAGGAGAGACGAAGAAUAAGGAAGUUAUUGGAUUCCAUAAUUGGAUUCAGUUCUAUCUUGAGGAGAAGAGGGGCAAUGUUGACUACACUGGUUGGAUUCCACCAAGAAGGAGGGGAAAGGGAAAAGCUGUUGCUGAUAACAGCGCUCAGCUGGUCAAGCUCCAGUUCAAAUGGAAGGAUACAGUCAAACCAGCGGGUAGUUCCUUCAUCGGUACGAGUCCAGAGUUUGAGAUGGCGCUAUACACCAUACUCUACUACAUCGGCAAGAAAGCAUACCAAUUGGAGAUCGAGGACUACGAUGUUGAGAUCGUCGUUCACUCCAUGUGUAAUAAAUUGGGUAGUGCGUAUCCCAAAGCUCUGAGUCAGGUUUAGAAGGGCAAACAUGUAUGCUGCCCUCGUUUGAUAAAAAUAAAGCAGGUAAAUAUCAACCAUUGAAACAAAUUCAUAUGAAUUCUUAAAUGAAUUUCAGACUGCAAUACGAAAUUACGACCGAGUUGUCAAUAAAUACUACGUUGAGUUUGAGUAGUCCCAUGCAUGCAUGGAAUACUGACUGGCCUGAUGGUAUGGCAUGAUAUCAUUCUAUAGUUUGCUUUAUUUUGAUUCAUUGUACAGUUUUCCUAUAAAGUGAUGUCUUUAAAGGUCAAGUCCACCCAAGAAAAACGUUGAUUGGAGAAAUAGGGAAAAAUCAACAUACAUGUAGCAUAACGCAAAAAAUUUCAUCAAAAUCGAAUAUAAAAUAAGAAAGUUAUGACAUUAUAAAGUUUCGCUUAUUUUUCACAAAACAUGUGAAACUGGGAAUGUGUGUAAAUAAUUAUCAGGGAAUUUUUCUUGAAAAGCUGGGAACCCUGUUGUAUAAAACUUUGCCUGGAGUAAGAGCUUGAAUUUGAAAUAUGACCAUAUUAAGAAAAAGACACUCAAAUUUUGAUUGCCACCUGCUCCCUUUUGUCAAAGAUGGUCAGCCAUGUUUGUUUUGAAUUAUAAAACCUUUAGGAUGGGAUGACUAAGAGUUAUACUAAAUAUAUUAUAUGUAUCUUAUCUUGUAUGUGGGUCCUUCCAUGAAGUUGGGACACAAAUUGACAUUUCAGCAUACGUAACUCGGUACUAAUUGUACUUUACAUGCAUAUUGUAUCAAGUGUAAUUGCCAUAAUUUGACUGUUGGACCAAAUGCAUGUAUCCUGAUGCUUACAUGGACACCGUGUCCUGGCCAUGUAACGGCAUUAUACACUGUUUUGCUCAAUAUCUUCAUAAAAAUGAGUACCGUAUUU
Lytechinus pictus (painted urchin) is the source of this 2182-nucleotide messenger RNA. Its product is annotated as poly(U)-specific endoribonuclease-A-like. Bases 432 to 1289 code for a protein of 285 amino acids. Lineage: Eukaryota; Metazoa; Echinodermata; Echinoidea; Temnopleuroida; Toxopneustidae. The record is from RefSeq and is a predicted model, not a curated record. The transcript is spliced from 7 exons. Gene Ontology annotation, molecular function: RNA endonuclease activity.